Puccinia triticina is the source of this 909-nucleotide messenger RNA. RefSeq lists its product as uncharacterized. The record is from RefSeq and is a predicted model, not a curated record. Lineage: Eukaryota; Fungi; Basidiomycota; Pucciniomycetes; Pucciniales; Pucciniaceae. The transcript has 4 exons. The coding region runs from base 1 to 909 and encodes 302 amino acids.
AUGUUUGCAGGAGGCGGAGCGGAUUCCGAGUCGGUGUUUUCGACGGACAGCCGGGCCGCCCGGCUGCACCGCUCCAAGUCGGCCGUCCAGCCAUCCACCCGCCCCCACCCGCAUUUCCAGGCCAGCAACCCGUUCCUCGACCCCGUCGAGGCCGCCGCCCGGGUCAGCUUGAUUGAGGAGGAGUUCGGCUGGUCCGGCAGCGUCGGCGGGAUCCGCGGCCGCGACGACCGACAGAUCGAGCGCGACGUCGAGUACGAACGCAAGAUGGCCGAACGGACCCGGAAGCGACACGAGCGCAAGCUGGCCCGCCAGCAGGCGCUCAACCCCCCGUCGACGCCCACUGGAGGAGGCGAGCGGAGCCCGGGGCCGAAGCGGCCGGUGUUUGCGCCGACGGAGGGCGACAUGCGGCGGGUGGACGAGCUGACGACCGGGGCGGCGGACACCAAGCCCUCGGGCGGCCUGUCGCCGCCGGCGGCCAAGCUGAACCGCGGAAAGAGUCUCCGGGACAAGGUCGAGGCCGCGCUCGGCCGCUGGAACUCCCUCGCCCCCGCCGCCGCCGCCAGCAAGAAGAACGCCCGCUCCCAGUCCGUCUCCGCCAUCGACCAUCCCAAGCCCUUCCCCAGCCCCCACCACCACCAUCACUACGAGCCCCCGAUGGUCGAGCGCAAGGAAGGCUUCGGCGCCCUCGCCCGGAGGAUCUCCAAGAAGCUGACGAUCGAGGACCAGGAGCGGCGUCGGCGAGAACGGCUGGAGCUAGCCUACGCUGAGCCUCCAGUCUUGUCCCACACCCUCCUCAAGUACGGCGAGGCGCACACCGACUACUCGCUCAACCCCUUCCGCCGCCGCCAGACCACCUCUCAUCCCCGCGCCCUCCCCGCCGACCCCCCUCAGGACCCCAAGCCCCGCUAG